Messenger RNA from Cryptococcus amylolentus CBS 6039, 2103 nucleotides. RefSeq lists its product as hypothetical. The transcript has 4 exons. Bases 1 to 2103 code for a protein of 700 amino acids. The record is from RefSeq and is a predicted model, not a curated record. NCBI's taxonomy places the organism in Eukaryota, Fungi, Basidiomycota, Tremellomycetes, Tremellales, Cryptococcaceae.
AUGAUCCCCUCAACAGUCGCCCAACAGGGCGAUCUUCCUCGAAUUCUAUCAAAGCGCAAACGUCGGCGCGCCCAUACUUGCUCGUCCUCCAGCACUCCCCAAGAGUCGCAGGAAAACGCAUGGAAAUCAGCUCCAACGUCAGGUUCCAUGCCCCAUCCCCUGUUUUUCGCCCUCUUGCUCUCCCUGCUGGCAAUCGUCUCGGCUGCGCAACCAUGCGUCCGCUUUGCCGACUAUGACUCUAUCAACCAAUUGUUCAUCGACGGUGGACCUGGCGCCAAAGUGCUGCUCUGUCCCAAUCGCCUGUAUCGGCUAUCCGGCCCCAUCGUUUUUACAGCUGCCGACCAAGAGCUCGCAACGUACGGGUACCCGACGGGAUCCGAACGUGCUGUUCUCCGAGUCGAGGGACGAGAUUCUGCCACAGCUAUCCAAGGAGACUGCCGGAGAUGUGCUCGAGUAUCGGUCAAGAAUGUGGUGGUAGAUGGAAACAGAAAGAAGCUGGGCCGGAUGAAGGAUGUCGGCCUUGCCACGGGUUUGGUCGUCUUGGGUGGGAACGAAGGGCAAAGCGUCCAGGAGUCUUGGAUCAAGCAUCCCCGCGGCUUUACUGCUAUCCAUAUUCGGGAAGGCGACAAGCUCCAGUGUACAGGGGCUGUGAUCGAAAAGAACGAGAUCGGUCCUGUGGGAGAAGAGUUUGACCCAGAGAAAGACGGGGACGAUCCCGAAAUGUCGCCUCUCGGUAGACCGUUGGCAGAUGGUGUCUCUAUCGCCUGUCGAGACUCUUUCGUCCGGGACAAUACCUUCUACGACAAUACCGACGCUGCAGUCGUCGUCUACUGCUCGCCAGGUACACUUAUCCACGCCAACCACAUCUUUGCCCGCGGUCUCUCCGCCAUGGCAGGUAUCCUCCUCGUCGACUCUACACCCUUUGACGGAGACUACUCUGGCGUCGUCGUCAAAUCCAACAUUAUCGAUGCCGCCUCGCGCACCAUCCGGGUCGGUAUCGGAAUCGGCCCCACAGUCUGGUCCGACGACACCGAGACGGUCCUCACGGGCGGUAGUGUGAUCGGCAACGGUCUGAAAGGACGAUACAUGGGCUACGGUAUCGCGGCCGCGGGAUUGAAAAAGUGGACAGUGAAGGAUAACUGGGAUGAAGCAAAGCAUGAGGGGAGCAAGAGUGCGAGAUGCUUUGACGAGCCUGUGAACCCUGAUCCCAUGGGGCUGCUGUAUAACGCGCCGACUAUUGAGGAUAGUACUUUCCAGAUCGGCUUUGCGGACCACGAUUUCCAAUAUCUGGUCUGCAUUGAUGGGAUCUACGACAAGAGUAAUCCUCCCAAGCACGACCUCCCUCCCUUACCCCAUGAUCUCGGAAGCCCAUCAGAAAACGAACGAGACGCCAAAGAUCAAGUAGAUGACUCUACAGAAGAACUAGAGGCAGGGACAGAAGAGGCAGAAACUGCCGGGGGACACAUGUUUGCCACGGGAUCAGACAUGAUGGACGAUAUUCUGGAGCAUUCUCACCAGAGAAUGAUGGAGGCUAUUGACCAUUUGAACAGAAGGGUUGAUGUCCUUGGUUCAAAGGUGCAGAGCGAGGGUGGGGAACCUGGCUCUGCAGCUGCUCUUGACCCAAAGAUGUCAUCUCAUCUGGAAAAGCUGCAAAGACGCAUGGAGCAUCUGCAAUUCACCCAAAAGGCGCACGCUGAGGCUGCUAAUCAGCUGCGUACUGCCAUACAGUCUUGGGACACAGAGACUGCUUCCGUCAUGGACUGGCAAUACGACAUCCUCCUUGACGUCCGUCACAAACUCGAACUGUCAAUCCAACCAGCCGAUCAAGCUUUUGAUAUUGAUGCUCUGAAAGAGGCGUCUCUCCGCGCAGGCGGUAUCCCAGAAGACCACAGCGUCCAUCAAGUGGAUGACCACUCGCAUCCUGGGAUAGAGGGCGAGAGUCUGAGACGGUUGAGUCAUCGGGCGAGAUACGGUGUCGACGGAGGAGACGAGUGGACGUUGCUAGGGGUCGUCAAGUUGAUUCUGGUCAGUGCUAGCGUGCUAGCGGUCGGGUGGGCGGCGCGGAGGUGGAGAAAGAGGAGUACACACGGAAAACUGCUAUAG